AUGACGAGUUUGUGGCCUCGAGAGAUAUGUUUGUACAGGUAAAUAUAGAUAUUUUUGUAAAUAUUUACUGUAUAAAUUUCUCCAAAAAUUACCACAAAUGUUUGCGGUCAUUUUUGGUAAAAUAUACGAAUAAUGACUGUCGUAAUUGUUAUGUAUUGCUUUCUCUGUUAUAAAAUCGGAUUCUAUGAACAUGUCCUAUGCGUUUUCAGACUGGUACUCCCGUCAAAACAGGGAUAUAUUGAGACCACACCAUGGAUAAGAUUCGGAACAGAGGGCAUUGCGCCCGCCGGAGAUAUUGUCCAAAUAUGGUGCAAAAAGGGGUUGAGGACGACCUAUCAGUUUCUUCAUCAUCAGAUUUACAAAGGGUGAGUCGCGGUUGGGUCGGAUAUUUUUGCGCAAAAGGAUUCUGUUCUAAAUUUUUCCUUGUCCCAUAAGAGCGCACUCAACGUCCGGCGCACUCUCCGCAGAGGCCGGGAUUUAUCAUGUCCUUCUUUGUAGACCUUCGUCUCCCAGCACAGAUCAAUUCGCCAAUCACCAUCGUCCAAACGUCCACAUCCUGGUCGUAGACUCCGCCUCGAUGCCACACCUCCGACGAGCUCUUCCAAAUACGAUGGAAUAUCUGUCCAAAGAGAUGGGCGCUGAAUUCUUUCUUUUCCACAAUAAAAAAGCCGCCGGUACUGUUGCACAAAGCCAUGUCUUGCUGAUGGGGAAAUUGGUCGAAAGAUAUAUGAAUCGACCGAAAGCAAAGCCAUUUCCAUGGUUUUGGACAAGCGAGGUUGAGGCGUGCUCUGCGAACAGCACCUUUGUGUUGAAGCACUUCAAGGAAAAGGGGUACAAAGUGCUGUUGAGCGAGGACUGGACAUGCAACUUGUUUUCGAGCUGUCGGAAUAAUGAAACUUUACCAGUGGACCAUUACAUGAGGUGAGUUUAAAGUUUAUGCGGAGAGAUUUGGAAUUUGAUGCCUUAUGACUUUGGAGACCGCUCGUAGGCAACAGAUCUGAUGUCUCCACUUAUCUUCAUGAGAAUCUUGAUCUUUGAGGGGUGAAAAAAUGGGUUUCGGCGGCAUAAACUAUAAACGUGAGCGGACGAAAAAAUCUAGUCUGAAAUGACUAUAGAAAAUCGACAAAAGAAAGCACGUUGCAUGCACGUAAAGGCUUCAAUAUUUUGACAUACUGUAGUUUGGUUUAAGCCUUGGCAGAGAUCAUAAUUACGAAAUAUAAUGGGAUUUUUCGUGAACUGCAAAAAUUUUGCGAAUGCAAGAAAUUUAGAUGUUAAUUGAUUUUUGAGACACAAGAUAACCAUUUUAAUUUCUAUUACAAUACAAUUGGUUUCAAUCCUCUUUACACCCCUUGUUUCAGCCUCUAUUGGGUGAAACUCAAACAUCUUUUUCCCGAAACGGAUGCCUUGAGUAAUUUCGGCCCGGCGGGUAGGAUGUAUUAUCAUUCAAAUCUAUGGCCUCGUUACUGCAUACAACGGCAUGAGGAGAUGUUCAAAUAUCUCGAAGAUUUCAUGGAAAAGUACAAAAAUGAGCCUCAAUUUACGGUGACCUGGUUGGGGUACCUUCAACAUGACUGGAGAGGAGAUUUGUAUCAGCAUGAUCAAAGCUUUCUCAACUUUUUCAAACGCAUUAAAAAUCAGGUGACCCUCGGUUGUUUCGAUUUUUUAAUUCGUAUUUUAGACCGCAGAUUCGCAUUUCUUCUUCCUCGGUGAUCAUGGGAAUCGUUUGUAUGCGGAUAAAACAAUAUUCUGGGACCGGGCAGAAGACAUGAACCCCGCUCUAAUCUAUAUUCCUCCCAGAGAUCUCAAAAAUAAUCGACAAGUCAUGAGGCGGAUACGACAGAACUCUCAGCAGCUCGUAUCCACCAUGGACAUUUACGCAACACUGGUGGACAUUGUAAAGGUAAGGGAAGAGCUACAGGGUCUUACAAAAAACAUGAAGGAAUGUCGGAGGCUAUAACUUCCGGCGGAGACGGCGCAAAGACUUCGUUUUUGGAGCAUGUACUUUUAAGCGACACUAAUUUUUGUCCCCGAAAUAACAAGACUUUAGAAUGCGAAAUGGGGUCGCUGCGACCUUCUGAAGUAAGGGCAUUCCUACACUAGUGUUUUUUGGUUGAAAAUGAUCCAUGAAUUUUGGACUUUUUCGGUUGAAAAUUACCGAGAAAUGUCGGAUUUUUUGGGGGUUUUGUCUCCGAUUUUCCUUCGCGUUUUUUGUAAGACCCUGCAUAUUUCUAAAGCUAAAGCAUUUCAAACUCCUAUGGGCCAACUUUCAUUAAACUUUGAACGUUACGCUUUUGCAUUUCACCUUUUUUUCUACCUUUUCCUCGACUUGAAUGUAUAAAUACACUACGUUGAUUUUAAGGUGUAAUAUUUUAGUGGUUCACCUUAAUUUGCACCCUCUUUUUAGCAAACCGACAACUACACUUCUCCUGAAACCCAGCCACAUCUGGCCGAUCUGCAAAAACUCAAAGGCUCGUCGUUGUUACGAGAACUCAUCCAACCCCGUAACUGCGACACCCUCGACCUCUCAUAUGAGCAUUGCCUUUGCCAAGAUUUAGCCCCCAAGACGCGAACUCAUCCAUUAACGGAAGUUUUAACAAAAGCAGCCAUCGAUUACUUCAACAGUGUGAUUCAAGAGAGCGCUGACAAGGAUAUCUGUGCUGAACUGAAACUAGCGCAGGACUAUGAGCCAUACGUCGAGGAGUAUCAGAACAAUGUCCCGGCCUACCCGGAGGCAAAGGUUUAUGUGGUGACGCUGAAAACGCAUCCUGGGAAUGCGCUGUUCAACCCGUAUGUUAUGGUAGGUUGAUUGCAGAGGUGCCGCAAUUAGGUAAAAUACGAUGUUAUCGAAAACGUCUUCCUUAUCUCCAUCUUCCUCUUUCAGAUGCACAAUAACGGCACAACCGAAGUUGUCUCGUUCGUCACGAGGAAGAACGCAUGGGGCCAUCAAGCGCGAUGUGUUCACGAGAGGCAUAAUACGAUCACGUUCUCGGAGAACUUUUGCUUUUGUAAAAACCUACUUAAUAAUACCAGUGAAGUUAACAAAGUCAAUAACAAAUAA
Molecule: messenger RNA, 3058 nt
Organism: Bursaphelenchus xylophilus (pine wood nematode)
Lineage: Eukaryota; Metazoa; Nematoda; Chromadorea; Rhabditida; Aphelenchoididae
Source: the annotation of a GenBank genome assembly